AUGAAGGCUGAUCAACCGUUUAUAUCAGAUAUCCCCUUGCCGAGUGAAGAUGAUCCCGAUCUGUUUGAUGCAAACUGUGAUCCUGCCAAUCCGAAAACGCUGACAUUUGACGAAGUCCGACUGGCUAGAGAGCGUAUCAAGGAUGGUAUAAUUUAUACAAAUUGUAAGAAAUCUCGUCUGUCUUCUGAAUAUGGCAUGGAGAUUUACUUUAAAGAGGAGUUUUUACAAGUCACUGGAAGUUUCAAAGAAAGAGGCGCUCGUAAUGUUCUACUUCAGUUAACACCUGAUGAGGCUAAACGUGGUGUCAUUGCAUGCAGUGCUGGAAAUCAUGCCCUGGGAUUGGCAUACCAUGGAAAGUUGUUGAAUAUCCCGGUGACUGUGAUUAUGCCUGAGAAUGCCAGUGUCAUGAAACGUGAACGAUGCGCAAGUUUCGGUGGUCGUGUUCUCCUCAAAGGCAAGAAUAUGUUUGAAGUGAGUUUCCGAGGAAGCACCGCAAAACGUUUUAAUAAUUUUCUCAUUUUACAACAGUAUUACUGCAUUGGUUGUUAUGAUCAUCCACAUAUUUUGGCGGGUCAAGGAAGUGUUGCCAUCGAAAUCCUGGAACAAGUCCCUGAGGUUGAUGCUAUCAUAGUGCCAGUUGGUGGCGGUGGCCUGAUUGCUGGAAUCUGCGUUGCAGCAAAAGCUAUUCGACCGAAGUGUCUGAUAAUUGCUGUGGAAUCAGAGAACUGUCCUGGAUUCAAUCAAGCAAUGCUUGCCGGGAAACCAGUUUAUACAGAAAAUUUCCCAUCGUGUGCAGAUGGCUUAGCAAUUUCCAUGGUUGGCGUCAAUGCAUUCCAGACCUGUCGUCAUCUCGUCGACAAAGUGAUCACAUUGAACGAGUCACACAUACAUCGGGCAGUUGUACGCCUGUUGGAAGUGGAGAAGUGUGUUGUCGAGUGUUCAGCGGCGACGUCUUUGGCUGUAAUCAUGGCUGACAUGCUACCGGAAUUAGUCGGCAAAAAAGUUGUCUGCCUUCUCAGCGGUGGUAAUAUUGACACUUCAAUGUUGGGUCGUGUCAUUGACCGGGGCUUGGCACUUGAAGGUCGUCUGUGUCGUUUCAUCGUUGUUGUAGCCGACCAGCCUGGAUGUAUUGCAGACUUGUGUGCAGUGUUGAAGCAGAUUGGAGUUAGGUAGCAUUAAAGAUAUCAGUCAAGAUCGUACAUGGUUGAAGUCGAGUGUAUUUGAAGUUCAAGUGAAGUGUAUCUGUGAAACUCGUGAUUUUGUACAAGCAAGUGAUCUGGAGCGUGCAUUGAAAGCCAAGUAUAAACACGUUGUCUGGGGUGAUGAGUCCAUUUGGUGAUUAUUAUUAUUAUUACUAUUGUUAUUA
This is a messenger RNA of Trichobilharzia szidati, 1366 nucleotides long. NCBI's taxonomy places the organism in Eukaryota, Metazoa, Platyhelminthes, Trematoda, Strigeidida, Schistosomatidae. The record is from the annotation of a GenBank genome assembly.